This is a messenger RNA of Oryctolagus cuniculus (rabbit), 645 nucleotides long. RefSeq names its product protein kinase C gamma (gene PRKCG). Gene Ontology annotation, biological process: protein phosphorylation. Gene Ontology annotation, molecular function: ATP binding; zinc ion binding; diacylglycerol-dependent serine/threonine kinase activity. The record is from RefSeq and is marked provisional. Lineage: Eukaryota; Metazoa; Chordata; Mammalia; Lagomorpha; Leporidae.
AGCCUCCCUUCGACGGGGAGGAUGAGGAGGAGCUGUUCCAGGCCAUCAUGGAGCAGACCGUCACCUACCCCAAGUCGCUGUCCCGGGAGGCCGUGGCCAUCUGCAAGGGGUUCCUGACCAAGCACCCUGGGAAGCGCCUGGGCUCCGGGCCCGACGGGGAGCCCACCAUCCGUGCACACGGCUUCUUCCGCUGGAUCGACUGGGAGCGGCUGGAGCGGCUGGAGAUCGCGCCACCGUUCAGACCCCGCCCGUGCGGCCGCAGCGGCGAGAACUUCGACAAGUUCUUCACGCGGGCGGCGCCGGCGCUGACGCCCCCAGACCGCCUGGUCCUGGCCAGCAUCGACCAGGCGGACUUCCAGGGCUUCACCUACGUGAACCCCGACUUCGUGCACCCGGACGCCCGCAGCCCCAGCAGCCCCGUGCCCGUGCCCGUCAUGUAAUGCCACCUGCAGCCGCCAGGUGGCGCAAGCGCCCCUCCGCCGCCACACCGCCCCCUCCCCACGCCAGACGCGGCGCCGCGGCGCGCCGGCCUCCCCCCUCCCGAGCGGCCCGGGCCACCGCCGCCGCCGCGUGCAGCCGCCAGGGCCUCGCCGCGCUCUAGGUCUUGCGGCGUCGAGCCGCUCUCGCCCCUGCAUUCAGCACUGC